Nelumbo nucifera (sacred lotus) is the source of this 1035-nucleotide messenger RNA. RefSeq names its product cytokinin riboside 5'-monophosphate phosphoribohydrolase LOG5-like. Gene Ontology annotation, cellular component: nucleus; cytosol. Gene Ontology annotation, molecular function: hydrolase activity, hydrolyzing N-glycosyl compounds. NCBI's taxonomy places the organism in Eukaryota, Viridiplantae, Streptophyta, Magnoliopsida, Proteales, Nelumbonaceae. The record is from RefSeq and is a predicted model, not a curated record. Gene Ontology annotation, biological process: cytokinin biosynthetic process.
CCCCCCCCUCUCUCUCUCUCUAUAUAUUUACAUAGUCAGUCACGACGAUCCACGAGUUACAGACGGGAGGUUAGAGAGGGAAGGAGUGUCUGUGCGUGAAAUGGAUGCGGAGGAGAAAGUAGUUAAGUCGAGGUUCAAAAGGGUUUGUGUUUUCUGCGGAAGCAGUACUGGGAAGCGAGACUGCUACCGCGAUGCUGCGCUUGAAUUAGGACAAGAGCUGGUCUCCAGAAGGUUAGACCUUGUUUACGGAGGUGGGAGCGUUGGGUUAAUGGGGUUGGUUUCUGAAGCUGUCCAUCGUGGUGGAAGACACGUUUUAGGGAUUAUUCCCAAGACUCUGAUGCGCAAAGAGAUAACUGGAGAAACAGUAGGAGAGGUAAAACCUGUAGCAGACAUGCACGAAAGGAAAGCUGAGAUGGCGCGCCAUUCUGAUUGUUUUAUUGCUUUACCAGGUGGCUAUGGAACCCUCGAGGAGUUAUUGGAGGUCAUCACCUGGGCUCAGCUUGGUAUACAUGAUAAACCUGUGGGUUUACUCAACGUGGACGGGUACUACAACUACCUGCUGACCUUCAUCGACAAAGCUGUAGACGAUGGCUUUAUCAUGCCUUCUCAGCGACACAUAAUCGUCAGUGCUCCAAAUGCGAAAGAGCUGGUUCAGAAACUGGAGGAGUACGUGCCUGUACACGAUGAAGUCAUCGCUAAAGCGCGAUGGGAGGUUGAGCAGGUCGAGUUUAAUGCGUCCCUGCAGACUGAAAUCGCCCGCUAGUAAAAGCAAAAGCUAGAUAAGGAAGAUGAAGAAAUACACCCUUUUGGGUUUCCUUUGAUUUUCUGUUGAAGUCGAAUCAGUUUCUGAAUUUCUCUAUUAUCAGAGCUGUUGAGGGAAAAUGAAAAUGGAGGAUGGUUAAAGAGCUCACUGCUUAUUUUUUUCAAUUUCUUUCUUUUUUCUCUAUUAUCAGAACAAUCAUGUAAAGAAAAAAAAAAAGGAACAAACAAAUAGCAGAAACAAAUAGAGCAGCUUUAUUCUCUGCUUCUCUAUCA